This is a messenger RNA of Symbiodinium natans, 627 nucleotides long. The record is from the annotation of a GenBank genome assembly. Lineage: Eukaryota; Dinophyceae; Suessiales; Symbiodiniaceae.
AUGAGCUUGGAACCACAAGACCGCACUGGGAGAGCGACCGCCGACAAACUUAUCGACACCACAAGCCGCAUGGAGUUCACCAGUCGGAUUUUUGUGCCCCUGGAAAAAGGCGCUGUCAUGCGAAGCUUUCCGAAACUCAGAAAGACAUUUGCCGCCGCCACCGUCACCUUUAACGUCACGGACGACUUUCCCAAGGCAGCGGCUACUAAGAUGCUCUCCAUCAUGGGAAUUUGUGAUCAAUGUCCCCUCCAGUUUGCGUUUUAUGCGAGGAUAUACCGCUAUCACAAACAACGUCUCACAGAUGACAGACUUGUCACCGUGAAGCGCAAAUACGAAUGGUGGGAGUUGAAAUUGAUCCACAUGGUCAACGACAACAAUCUGGAGAGUACCUUAUCUGCAGUGUACGAGCACCUGAAGAGCAAAGCUGAGGGCUACACCGCCCCGUCACUGCAGGGUGGCAUGCUAGACGCUCUGUCCGUGGAAACGCGAUUGGCAAAGAAAGAUUUGAUCAACCUCAUUGAUGCAUUUAACGGAGCAGAAGGAGACAACCUUGGAUCCAUCCAGGAACUGGUGCAGCGUAUGUUGCCGCACUGCCACCCGUCUGACCACAGUCAGACGGCAGCCUGA